GGAAUUUCGGGAUAAGAUUUUGAAUUUCCCCAUACAACAGAGCAUGAAGUUUCUGAAUGUUCUUCUUAUCGGGCAAGCAUCCUCUGGGAAAUCGUCGUUCAUAAAUACCUGUGCAACAGCUCUACUAGACGAGAAUAGAAUUGUGACAAAAGUUGCAGUAUUGGAACCAAUGUCUAGCGGUGUUACAACUGAUUUUUGCGCAAAACCACUCAAGAUAAAUGAAGAGAGGUUUCUCCCUGUUCGACUAUUUGACUGUAGAGGUCUACAUUCCCUAAAUGGAAUACACGAUGACGAUAUAAUCAAGAUAUGUGAAGGGAAUAUAAAAAGUGGAUAUAAGUUUGAUCCUGCCAGAUCUAUUUCGACAGAUCAUGACAAAUUUCGAAAGGAACCAUCGUUGUCAGACAAAAUGCAUUGUGUUGUGUAUGUUGCUGCCGCGGAUAUCCCGAAGGAGAUGUUGGCAGAUGCAAAAGCAGCUGACCAGUUGAAAACAUUGAGAAUGUACUUAUCGGGGGAGAAUAUUUCACAGCUCCUGCUUUUGAAUAAAAUUGAUCGCCUCGGAAUUAAAAAUAUCAACACCAUAUUUAAGAAUAGAAUGGUAAAAGAAACCUGCGAAGGAGCAAAGGAGUUUAUGGAUAUGCCGAUGGGAAAUAUUCUUCCGAUGAUCAAUUAUGCUGAUGACGUAUUACCAGUGGAUAUGAAAGAUUUUUUAGCGCUUUAUUCUUUGUGGCAAAUGAUGAAUAAAGCUUAUGACUAUGUCACUGCCCAGUUAGAUAUUCCAGAUGGAUUCUAUGAUUAAUCAAUUGUUAAUCGCACAAAAACUUGUCAAUAUAGCAUUCAUCUGUUUCCAUCACUUAUUAAAUUA
Messenger RNA from Ostrea edulis (European flat oyster), 862 nucleotides. RefSeq names its product interferon-induced protein 44-like. Lineage: Eukaryota; Metazoa; Mollusca; Bivalvia; Ostreida; Ostreidae. The record is from RefSeq and is a predicted model, not a curated record. The transcript has 4 exons. The coding region runs from base 44 to 796 and encodes 250 amino acids.